GCUAUUCCUCCACUUUUGCGCCACUACCACAACGUCACGGCUGAGCCAAUCAACAACACCUAAAUACCAACAACUAAACGCCAUCCACAGAUAAAACUCUACCCAAAAUGCCUCCAAUGGCGCCCGAUGCACCUUCUCAAAAGCCAGCAGAGCCAAUCUUGCAUUCGUUUCCAUCAGGAGACGAUUUAUCACAAGCAUUGGCAGAUUUCGUGAUCAAAGCGCAAAAUGAAGCAAUCGAUCGUAGAAAUAAGUUCACUUUAGCAACUUCAGGUGGAAGUUUACCAAAGAUCCUAGCUAAAUUUUUGGUCAAUCGAUCGGAUGAUGCUGUCCGUUGGGAUAAAUGGCAAAUCUUCUUUGCUGAUGAACGUUUGGUUCCUUUGGAUCACGAAGAUUCAAAUUAUUCUCUUUGCGAAAAGGAGUUCUUCUCUAAAACCCCUUUAAAGCCUGCUCAGAUUCACAAAAUCGAUGAGAAAUUAUUGGAUGAUGCAGAAGAGUUGAGCGACGAAUACGAAAAGCAAUUGGCAGAAGCAUUCGCAGGAAAGGAAUCCGUCAGACUUCCCGUCUUUGAUUUGAUCUUGUUGGGUAUGGGACCAGACGGACAUACAUGCUCCCUCUUCCCAGGUCAUGAAUUGUUGAAAGAACGUAGCCGAUGGGUUGCACCAAUCGAAGAUUCACCAAAGCCACCACCAAGAAGAAUCACACUCACUCUUCCUGUUUUGAACAAGGCACACAGAAUCGCAUUCUGCUUGACCGGUGAAGGCAAACAAGAAAUGUUAUCAAAAGCAUUGGAUCAACCCGAAUUGGGUCUUCCAGCCAGCCUCGUUCGUCCAACUCCACCAGGAGAUGUUUAUUUCCUAACCGAUGACGCUGCCAGCAAGACGGUCAAAUAUCCCAGAACAGAAUUCAAGUUGUAAGAAAGUGCGAAAG
This is a messenger RNA of Meira miltonrushii, 927 nucleotides long. RefSeq names its product 6-phosphogluconolactonase. NCBI's taxonomy places the organism in Eukaryota, Fungi, Basidiomycota, Exobasidiomycetes, Exobasidiales, Brachybasidiaceae. The transcript has a single exon. Gene Ontology annotation, molecular function: 6-phosphogluconolactonase activity. The record is from RefSeq and is a predicted model, not a curated record. Gene Ontology annotation, biological process: carbohydrate metabolic process; pentose-phosphate shunt. The coding region runs from base 108 to 914 and encodes 268 amino acids.